GAGCUCAUAGUAUGCGUUGUCGACGCAUUGUGCUUAUGGUUGUGUCCCUCUCUUCGUGUUUUUGUUGUGUGUCAGACUAUGCACUGUUUUCUAGGGUAAUUAAACCAAUGGAGUAAUGGCCGUUGUAGGCAGUGAAUACUGGAGCAAUUUGGCUUAAGGGCAACGUUUUCUUUGGUAAACAGCCCACUCUUCCGACUUUUACUUAGUUGAAACUUGUGCGGUGUUUUCUUUCUUCGUCAAGGAGUUUUCAAUCGAGCAACCUUGCGCGUUCAGGGAAAGCUUUGUGAGCUUGUCCCGAACUCGGAACUAACCUUGAUCAAAUACAAGAACGAGGUAAAAGCAAGAAGAAUCGGCGUGUUUCUGGAAAACUCACAAUGGAAGCUAUAGCGAAACACGACUUUAACGCGACGGCGGAUGACGAAUUGAGUUUUAGGAAAAACCAGGUUUUAAAGAUUCUUAACAUGGAGGAUGAUAUGAAUUGGUAUAGAGCUGAAUUGGAGGGCAAGGAAGGCCUUAUCCCCAGCAAUUAUAUUGAGAUGAAGAACCAUGACUGGUACUAUGGAAGAAUAACUCGAGCAGAUGCUGAGAAGCUUUUGUUGAAUAAACAUGAGGGUGCUUUUCUCAUCAGAGUUAGCGAGAGUUCCCCUGGCGACUUCUCACUGUCUGUCAAAUGCUCUGAUGGAGUUCAACACUUCAAAGUUUUGAGAGAUGCACAGGGUAAAUUUUUCCUGUGGGUUGUUAAGUUCAAUUCUUUGAAUGAACUCGUUGAAUACCACAGAACAGCAUCCGUAUCUCGUUCUCAGGAUGUAAAAUUACGUGAUAUGGUUCCAGAUGAGUGUUUGGUUCAGGCCCUAUAUGAUUUCACACCUCAAGAAACAGGUGAAUUGGAAUUUAGGAGAGGAGAUGUCAUUAAUGUCACUGAUCGCACGGAUCAACAUUGGUGGCAUGGUGAAAUUGGUGCACGCAAGGGACUGUUUCCUUCCACGUAUGUGACUGCUUACCACUCAUAGACUGCUUUAAAUUCUUUUGUAUUUGCUCAUUGGCAUUUUUCUGGUCCAUCAUUUUGUGUGUCUUUCUCACAAACCUGCUUAUUAAGAAUGGACCAACCAUUGUGAAAACCUGAAAGAUAUCAAUUAAUAUUACCUAUCCUAUUGUUUUAGUUGCAAGAUAAUUUUUUCUUUGUAUUACUUUUCUCAUAAUAUUUUGUGAACGGUUUGAAGUACAAUUUUAACGGUAAAUUUUUCAGGGUGUACUUAGUGUUGGUGAAAAAACUGGAAAUUGGCUGCCCAAUAGUCUUGAUAUUUUUCCUCCAAUUUUAUGCAUUGUUAAAUGCAUAUUCAUUUUUCACGUGUAAUAAGUAAAAAUUUUGUUCCCUUAGGAAUUUUCAUAAUCUUCAUACCUCUCGUAUAGCACAUUUUUACACUUAUUUCUACCUCCUUUAUGAUCAUUUUUUUCAUGCUUCAAUGUUGCAAUCAAUUUUUUCUUACUGUCAUACUGUUUAAUUCUUUGCAGCGUUUUCUUUUUCUAAACUGGUUAUAUUGUUUUAUUUUUUCUGUUUCUUCUAUAUUUUUGAAUCAUAAAAUCAAUGUUAAUUUUGGACUUUCUCCCUAAGCCUUUUCAUUUUAAAGUACGGUAAGACAAGGCAAAAUGUUUUAAUGCUUUGUUUGACAUUCUUUAAAUUCAUUGUUUUAAUUAUCUACUGUCGUGUUACUGUUUUCUUUUCUUUUUAUUGAAUGUAUGUUUGUUAAAUAGUUACUUACAAUGAGCCCCGUGAUAAAUGAAGCUGAAAUAUAGCUUCACCAUGGAAAGAAUAAUUUUUCACCUCUGUAAGCAUUUCCUUUGCUACCCAAUGAGAUUUGCAUAUAUCAUUCAUAUAUCAAACAUUUUGCAUCUGAUUUGGUUGUCAUUUUCUUUUUACAGUCUUAAUGUCUAAUUGUAUCUGUAAAUGCCAUUUUCAAAUAUUUUGGGUCUGAUUUGACAGUAUUACCUUUUCAAUCCUUGAGAUUUUUGCUCUUUUCUUUUUUGUGACGGAAUCACAAUAUCUCUACUUUGCCUUGCCUGCAUUGUACUCCUUUUCUUUUGGCGUUUGUCCGCACAUGCAUCUGCCCAAUGGGUAACCUAAUGCUUUUAUUGAUAUUAAAUACCUUCCCCUACCCAAACUGUUAUUUCCUAAGCGUGAGUAGGUGGUUUUUAAUACCCAUCUCAAUUUGCUGUUGUGCUCUUGCUCCUUGUACAAACUUAUUUGACAUAUAAGUGUGAUAAAUUGUUGCCAUGGUUUUGUGUUUACUCUGCUUAGACUACUCAGUGGCUCAUUACAAUUUUUUUUGGUAAGAGUUGUGGCAAACAUUAUGCUUUCAAAAUUAACCUCACAUGUCUGUUUUGUUGUGUUUUCUAUUCUUGGAGGUUUUUAUGUCAUCCUUUGCACAUCUGGUGCCAGGAAAACACAAUGUAGAACAAAAUUUGCGAUAUUUCCCUAUUGUGUGAGUGAAAUGUCUUGUGAUGAUGAUGAAAUGCAAUGGUUAGGAUACUCAAACAAUUUUAAAAUACUUGUUUUGUGUAUUCUGUUAGGCUAAUUGCUUUUCUGAUAAAAAAAAUCUUAAGUUAAGAUUCUUUGAGUUAAUGGAGUGCUUCUAUUUAUUUUGCAUAGACCAUGUGUGAAGAGGUCAGUCAGUGUAACACAGUGUGUACUCGUUUCAAGUAAUUGGUAUACAUAAUUCAUUUCUCUUCAUUUAUUUGCACCUCCCAUUUUAGAGUGAUUACCCUCUUUAUAUUUGUAUUGCUUUUGUUUUACUGUUGUGAAUACAGACUUGUUUCUUGCAUUGUUUCUUUUUUCCAAAAGAAGUGUAUUGUUUCAUUUUGUGAGCUUCCUGCCUUUUAAAUGUGAUAUGCUCUGUAUCAGUCAAUGGUGCCAUUAUACCUUACUGUACCUCUUUUGAGGCAGGUAUUAGUCAAGGCUUUCAUGUCUUCUCUUAGCUGAAGCUUUGAGUAAAUGUUCUAAGGUCUUCACUAAAUCAAGCAAAAAUGCUCGCAUUUAGAAUAGUGUAAUUAUGCGAUGAAUGUCCCCAGUGCUAUUCCAAUCUAGUAGUCACCUGUCCACUGGUUCCACUGACUUGUAUUCAAGUGUCUUCCUGAGCAUAAUGCAGAUGUUUGAAUUGGGGCUCUUCCCUCCACUUACAAGUCAUUUUCGCAGUGUUAUAAUUUGAUUUGGUAGACCUCAAGGAUUUUCUUCUGUUUGAUUUUGUUAAAAUCAAACCAUUUAACAAAUUGCUCGUAUUCAAAAAGUUAAUGAUGGAACUACAGAUUCCUUUAAUAAGAUUAAUAGUAAUGUUUGUAUUAAUUGAAUUAUUGAAUGCUACUUCUGUGCUGUUUUAUAUCAUUUGAAUGCUUUCCCCUUUUGUAGUAUAAUUUUCGUGGUAUUGCAGUCUGCCACAUGUGUACAUAUUAGACUCCCCAAAUGUAUAAUUUGGUAUGUGAUGCUAAGGUUGACACCAUUGGUGUUUCAAUUGUUGAGGCAAGUUGUUAGGGUAUGCAGAAAUAUUUAUACGGUAUGUAAUUAUAUUGUUCCAUUUUCUUUUAUUUGCUCGAAUUAGUAUGUUUUAGAUUGUGAUGCAGAAAGAAAUGUAAUGAAAGUGAUAUCAGCACACAUUUGUAAUUGUUGAAGCUGUUUCUGAAAUGACUUACCUCUAAAUGAGGUGUAAGGAACUAUGUUGUGAGAACGUGAAUUCAGGAGAUUCUAGAUUGUGAACAAACAUUUCACUGGAAGCUAAAUUUGUUCUUCUUUAUAUGAUUUAUUUUGCUGUUGUGAGUAUAAUAUUUUAACUUUUCAGACGUAGUAAUAUUUUUCUAUCGUUAAAGGAAUAAGAUAAGAUCAGAAAAUCAAAUAUUUUACAUAACAUGGAAUCUAUCAGUUUUUGAAAUUUAAAUCAAGCUCCAAGUUAUUUACGUACAGUAGCUUUAUGAUUACGUUAUUAUUUAUGAUAUUAUUCUGACUAACGGUUAAACGUUUUCUGUUCUGUUGCUGAUUUUGUUUAUGAUGGACUUUUGUGUUCCAGCUGUUAGAAUUAUCUUUCCCCUUCCCAAUUUUUCAUUUCAUGCCCUCUAUUUCUAGCCUUGUGACGCGUCUCCGUACUACAGGUGGAGUUAUUCCCAGCUCCCUCAGUUGGUGACGCUGGCUUUUGCAGGUGCAUGGAUGCAUAUUGCAUUUGUCAUAAGUUUAUAAAAAGUAAAA
This is a messenger RNA of Frankliniella occidentalis (western flower thrips), 4228 nucleotides long. It is a transcript of the gene drk, whose product is annotated as growth factor receptor-bound protein 2. NCBI's taxonomy places the organism in Eukaryota, Metazoa, Arthropoda, Insecta, Thysanoptera, Thripidae. The transcript has 5 exons. The coding region runs from base 375 to 1010 and encodes 211 amino acids. The record is from RefSeq and is a predicted model, not a curated record. Gene Ontology annotation, molecular function: protein binding.